This is a messenger RNA of Cataglyphis hispanica, 1563 nucleotides long. RefSeq names its product sulfotransferase 1C4-like. The transcript has 6 exons. The record is from RefSeq and is a predicted model, not a curated record. NCBI's taxonomy places the organism in Eukaryota, Metazoa, Arthropoda, Insecta, Hymenoptera, Formicidae. Gene Ontology annotation, molecular function: sulfotransferase activity. Gene Ontology annotation, cellular component: cytoplasm. The coding region runs from base 143 to 1135 and encodes 330 amino acids. Gene Ontology annotation, biological process: sulfation.
GCAGAGCGCACAUGUACGCGGUUCAUAUCAAGCCGGAGUACUCAUAGAUCUUUUCCUAAGAAAUUUUAUUAGCUCGGAAUCAGCCGAGAAUAUUCGAACGAGAUUUUAAAAAGUCACAAAUCAUCACUUCGCGCCGUGAAAUAUGUUAAGGAAUCAUGCCUUUCCUUUCAAGGACUUAAAAAUCCAACGUAUUAAAGGUGAACAGGCGAUUGCGCUGUCCAAAUCUUAUCCGCUUCAUACCCGUGGUUUUGUCAAAAUCGGCGAGAAAAAAUGGUUCCUGCCAUACAAGUACGCCGAGCAAGGCGAUAAAGCAUAUAACUUCGAGACUCGUCCCGAUGACACGUGGAUCAUUACCCAUCCUAGAUCAGGUACAACGCUGACACAGGAACUCGUAUGGUUGGUGGCCAACGAUCUAAAUUUCAAUGAAGCGCAUCGAAGGACUUUAAUAGAAAGAUUUCCCUUUUUAGAUUUAGGUUUACUAGUGGAAGACGAUAUAUUUGCAAGCGACACUCCCGAUGAGCAAAAAAUAUCGAAGUGUAGUAUCGAUUUUGUGCAAAAUCAGCCCUCACCGCGUUUCAUCAAGAGUCAUUUUGCUCUCGAUUUAUUACCAACAGUCAUAAACAAUAAUUGCAAAAUUAUUUAUGUCGCCCGAAAUCCAAGAGAUGUGGUGGUCUCGUGGUAUUAUUUCCAAAAGGACAUUAAACUGAUUCAGUAUCAGGACACUUUCGAGCAGUUGUGUAUUGAUUUCAUGAACGAUCACACAAUGUCGUCUCCAUAUUGGGAACAUGUAAAAACAGCUUGGGCAAUUAGACAUAAACCAAAUAUUUUGUUUCUUUUCUAUGAAGAUUUAAUAAAAAAUUUAAUUGAGAACAUCAAGAAAGUCGCCACGUUUUUUGAUAAAACCUACAACAAAGAAGAAAUCGCUAAGUUAGCGGAGCAUUUAAAUAUUGAAAACUUUCGCCAAAAUUCUAUGGUGAAUCAAGCAGCCCCUGGUCAACAAAUAAAACCCGAAUCAUUUAUCCGGCAAGGAAAGACAAAUAAUUGGAAAGAGAUAUUCACACCGGAGCUUGAAAAAAGAUUUAACGAAUGGGUUGUCGAUAAUUUGAAAGAUACAGAUCUGAUUUUUCCCGAUUGAAACCUACAACGAUGAAGAAAUUGCUAAGUUAGCGAAGCAUUUAAGUAUUGAAAACUACCACAAGAAUUUUAUGGUGCGGUGGAAUAAAGCGGAGUUUGGUCAACAAAUAAAACCCGAAUCAUUUAUCUGGAAAGGAAAGGCGAAUAUAAUUGGAAAAAUAAUAAUUUGAAAGACACUGAUCUGGUUUUUAUUCCCAAUUAAAUUUGCCACAAAAAAUAUUUAUCAGCACAAAUAAUUCCACAUAUUUUGUUAAACAAUAUAUGUAUAUACAAUUUUUACAUGAAUAAUGAACAAAUAUGUAAUUGAUAAAAAAUUUCUCUAUUGAGGUCUAUUUUAAAUAAACAGAAUUGCUAAUGUUUAAGUUUCUCGAAGAGGGAAUGGAGAAAUUUUUUCCUAGAUAAAAAAAAUAAACUUAAAUUGGAGAUUUA